Molecule: messenger RNA, 7119 nt
Organism: Coccinella septempunctata (seven-spotted ladybird)
Lineage: Eukaryota; Metazoa; Arthropoda; Insecta; Coleoptera; Coccinellidae
Product: sushi, von Willebrand factor type A, EGF and pentraxin domain-containing protein 1-like
Exons: 36
Coding region: 100-7107 (2335 amino acids)
Molecular function (GO): calcium ion binding
Source: RefSeq, a predicted model, not a curated record
AUAUGAGCAUGAACUGAACUUAUCACUAGUGAUGUUCGAAUAGUUAAAAUAGAAUGCACCUAGUUAUCGCGUUGGCCACUUUGAUCUUUUGAUUCCACCAUGCUCAAGAGAUAUGGACAACUUUCGAUAAUUUUAAUAACUCUUAUAACGUCGUCGGUUUAUGCACAGAAAUCAAAAUUCGAAAAUUUAAGAAAUUACAGCGCAUUCCUGAACCAUGGCGACAAAAAAUCGUCUUAUUUCAAGACUUCAGUUCUGGAAAAUGAAGUGGUGUUGACGAAGGUGGACAUCCUCGGUGAAAUUUUCAAGAAAAACGUGGAAUCUCUGAAGAAAACCAACGAACUCGAUAUAAUUUUCUUGAUAGAUGGUUCAUCCAGCGUGGGAAAGGACAAUUUCAGGAGUGAGUUGAAGUUUGUGAAGAAGUUAUUGAGUGACGUUACGGUGGAUUUGAAUCAUACGAGGGUUGGCGUGAUCUCCUUCAGUUCUCCUGAAUAUGUGUUGAAGAACGUCGAUGAAAUUAGUAUUCCUCGUGGCGAAAACAAUAAAUGUCUGCUACUGAACAAACAAUUAACUGCAGUUAAUUUCAUAGGAGGAGAAACUUUUACCUUGGGAGCUUUUCAGAGAUCAAAGGAAAUAUUUGAUAAUAGCAGAAAUUCUUCGAAAAAAGUUAUUUUCCUAAUCACUGAUGGAUUUUCGAAUGGGGGCGAUCCCGUUCCUGUUGCCGAAGAGCUCAAGAAACAAGGAAUAACAAUUUUUACGAUUGGUAUACGGAAUGGAAAUUAUGAAGAAUUAUAUAAACUAUCUUCAGAACCUGGCGAAAUACAUAGUUAUCUUCUGGAUAGCUUCGAAGAAUUCGAAAGCUUAGCCAGGAGGGCUCUUCAUGUUGAUUUGAAAGUUGGGGAUUACAUACCGCUGGGUAUAAACAGCCCCUGCGAUAAUUUGUGCAAAGAGGGCGACUGCUGCCACAAGGAUGCUGUCUGCACUUGUGGAACCUCAACUGGUCACUACUCUUGUGUAUGUCCUUCAGGCUAUUAUGGAUCAGGGUUGAAGGAAGAAGGAUGUUCCUUAUGUCCUGUGGGCUUCUACUCAGAUGGACCAAAUCUUUGUACUCCUUGUCCAGAUAUGUUUCAUACAACUAUUCCUCCAGCGUAUGGGAAGAGCAGCUGUCAAUGCAAAACGGGAUACAAGCCAUCAAACGAAACCGACAGCUGUGAAGCCAUAAAAUGCAAAAAAUUAACGGAACCAAAACACGGUUACUUCGUUAAAAAAUCGUGUGACAUUGUCAUCAAUUCUGCUUGUGGUGUAAGAUGUGAGGUAGGUUACAAUCUGGCAGGAACAAGCAUAAGGUUGUGCCAAAACGAUGGUUCAUGGACAGGAAUAACUCCCUCUUGUCAAGUUAGAACUUGUGAGAAGUUGAGCGUCCCUCAGUUUGGAUCAAUGACCUGUGUUCACAGUGACUUGGGCAUAACAUACAACGACAACCAAACGAUAUUUCCUGUUGACACAGUUUGUUCUUUCAAGUGUGAGAAGGGGAAGAUUUUCGUUGGUUCAAGACAUCGUACCUGCUUGCCACUUGCUAAAUGGAACGGAUUGAGAGCUAUGUGCAGGCAGGUUAAAUGCCAUAAAAUUCCUGCCAUUGCGAAUGCUAGGAUCGAGCCUCGAUCCUGCACGUACGGGAAACAAGCUAAUGGUAAGAAAUGUAGCAUCAUUUGCAACGAAGGGUAUGAGACAAUUGGUCCAAAAGAGCGCUCUUGUACAGGAGAUUUGGGUUCUUGGGACACUAAGGAGGAAACUUCAUGCAAAGAUGUAACUCCACCAGUGAUAAAUUGUCCAAAGAAUAUUACCACAACUUCUAAUUUUGGAUUGAAUUAUGGCUACGCUCUCUGGGAGGCUCCUAUCAUCACAGAUAACUCAAACGACGAACUUGUGAUUUGGACAAAACCACCAAUUGCUAACUUGUCUAGUUUUCAAUUUUUGAUAGGACAGACUAAUAUAACCUACUUCGCUGAAGACUUAUCGAAAAAUAGAGCAGAAUGUACUACAAUUGUCACGGUUAAAGAUGAAGAGAGACCCACAAUCGAAAACUGUAUCAACCCUCCCCCAUUCAUAAGCGAAAAUGGUAAAGGUGCAAAUGUAACAUGGGAUGAACCUUACAUUCACGACAACUCUCACCAUGCAAUCGUGACAAGAUCGCAUAAUUUCGGAUACUUCGAAUUGGGUACUACAACAAUAACCUACGCAACUGAAGAUGAUUUUGGAAAUAGGAAUAUAUGUCAAAUGAAUAUCACUGUUAGGGAGGCGAAGUGUGAUGAAUUCGAAGCACCUGAAAAUGGCAGAAGUGAGUGUUUGAAGAAGAAUAAUACAAUUAUUUGUAUCGCAUCGUGUAAUGAAGGAUUUUUGCUACCCCUAUCAUCGGAGAAGUUGGGCAACUCAACAAUAGACUCCAUCACUUUCAAAUGCAACAUAAACGAGAACGUUUGGUAUAACGAAGAAGGUUUACCUCUUCCAGAAUGCGCUGUUGACAUCCAUCCUAAAGAAAUUGUUCAAAAUGGAAGUACAGAAAUCGAGCCAGAUUUUGACUGUAAUAAGGAAUCAGAUGAAAAUAUCAAGAUAGAGCAUGACUUGAAAGCAAUUUUGACGAACGAAAUAUGUAAGGACAACUGUUCUAUCACAACAAAUUCACAGUGUUUGAAUGAAACAGUCUUUAGUGAGUCGGAAGAAGAAGAAACUAACAUAAUAAAAAGGGAAAUUCAAUCAAAGGGUCAUCAUAGAAAUCGCUCGAACAACAAGGAGAGAACUAGAAAAAAGAAAUUGAGGAUAAAUAUACAAAUAAAAAGUCAAUAUGACAACAAUAACACAGUGAUAUUUACUGACCUGAAUAUAAGGAAUAACACAAUUCAUUUCAAGAAGCCACAGUUCCUAUGUCCACUUGGUUACAUUCCUAGAAAAAAUAGAUGUGUGCAGUGUCCAAGGGGAACUUAUCAGCUUGAAAAUAAAUGUAGGAAUUGUGGAUUCGGAUUUUAUAAUGCCGACUUUGGUCGCACUUCUUGUCUGCAGUGCCCUUUGCAUUUGUCUACAAGAAAAAUGCGAUCGAAGAGCAUCACAGAAUGCAGAAAACAGUGCCCUCCAGGAACUCAUGCCAGGAAAAAAGCAAUAAGAAAUUCCCGUAAACUCUACAAAAAACUUAUCGAACGACCAACACUACAGCCUUUUUGUAAAUCUUGUCCCAUUGGAACUUACCAAGACGGCUAUGGCCAACUGCAAUGUGUACCUUGUCCUAAAGGAUACACUACACUAGGGUAUGGGUCAGUAGACGUAGGGCAGUGUAUAGAAACUGCCGAAGAAAUUUGUAUGAAGUCGAGGAACAUUUGCAACCAUGGAACUUGUGUUGCGAGAGAUAGGAUACAUUAUGAAUGCGACUGUUUCAAAGGAUACAUAGGUUCUCAUUGUGAGAAACGUAUAGAUGUCUGUCAAAAUAAUCCUUGUAAAAAUGGAGGAUCCUGCAGCGUUUCCUUCAAUAGUCUCAAUCAACCUCAAUAUAAAUGCUCAUGUCUCGAGAAUCAUUUCGGAUCGUUUUGUGAACAGGAAAUAAACACGUGCAAACUCAAAUGCCUGAAUGGUGGAAAAUGCAUCGAGUAUGAUGGAAAUGAAUACGUUUGCUUAUGUCCAGAAGGUUUUGAGGGCGAAACUUGCGAAAUAGGAACUUUAUACUGCCAAGAUGGCCUGUGCGAAAAUAACGGUACUUGCUUGGAAAAACCAACUACGUAUGAAUGUAGUUGUCCCAAAGGAUUUAUUGGUAAAAGGUGUAACAUUCUACCGUGUGAUUAUAAUCCCUGCCCGAAGAAUGCCAUAUGUGAAAAUGUGGAAGAAAUAAAUGCAAAUAAAAAUAGUUUCAGGUGUGUAUGCUUAGAUGGCUGGACUGGUAGGUCAUGUGAUAUAGAAAUCAACCCUUGCUCAUCAAAUCCAUGUCAAAAUAACGGAAAAUGCAUCAAGAUACCCUCUGGAUUUAAAUGUGAAUGCCCUAAACUCACCCAUGGAAACACUUGUGAAAAACAGUAUGACCAUAAUUACGUUUUAGUGUUUGAGAGAUAUAGAACAACCGACUUCAUAAGACUUCCAACAUUCAAGAAUGACUUGAAAGAGAUCACCGUUUGUAUGUGGGUAAAAGUGACAGAUACCUUCAACUAUGGCACCCUGAUUUCAUAUGCGACCAAAGAGAAUGAUAAUGCCUUCACUUUAACAGACUAUACGGGGUUAAUUAUGUACGUCAAUGGCCAGUAUAUAGCCACUGAUGUUUUUUUGAAUGAUGGGAUUUGGCAUCACGUUUGUGCAACCUGGGCCAGCUCAGAAGGAAUAUACCAGGUGUUCAUCGACGGAAAAUUGAGGCAAUUUGGUAGUGGAUUAUCCAAAAACAAAGAUAUAAAAGCUUAUGGUUCAAUGAUAAUUGGACAAGAGCAGGAUGCUCUUGGAGGAAAAUUUAGUCAGUCAGAAACGUUUGUCGGAAGAAUGACCCUUAUCGAUAUUUGGUCGAAAGUAUUGAAGAAGAACGAUAUUUUGAAACAUUUUCAUGACUGUAAAAUUUCCAUGUAUGGUGACCUUUAUAGUUGGCCAGAAUUCCAGUUUCACAUACAGGGAAGGCUCAAGAAAGAACCAUCUUCAUUCUGCAACGAGUGUCCGAAACCUAAGAAAGUAAUCAAUGGUCUUGUAGAAGUGAAAGAAAGAGUGGCUUAUUACGAUUGUCAGGAAGGAUACAAGAUAGGAAACGACUAUAAAGGAGGAAGAAAGUGCCUCAAAUCUUCCAAAUGGGAAGGGCAACGAGAACCUUACUGCCGAAGGGUUUAUUGUGGCCCUCCAGGUUUUCUCAGAAAUGGUUACAUUCUCGGCACAAGUUAUUAUUUCGAAGAUCAGGUGACUUCUGUUUGUGUGGAUGGCUACAAUCUAGUUGGUGCAAAAAAAUUGAAUUGCAGUAAGAACGGAAGGUGGGAACCCUCGAAGCCCAACUGUGUCGGGCCUCAAUGUAGGGCUUUCAAAGUUCCAGCCAAUGGAAAUAUCACAGUUUUCGCCGAAAUGUUCCAUGAUGUAUACGAAGAGGAGAAAACUUUAUUCGACGUUGGUACACAAAUCGAAGUGAUCUGUAGAGAAGGUACAACAUUGAUUGGAGAAUCCGUAAUAACAUGUCAAGAGAGUGGUGUUUGGGAUAAUGAUCCACCAAUCUGCGAAAGUCCUUUUACCACAACCCCUAAACCACAAAGAUGCACCGUGGAUCAGUUGCAAUCAGCACCUGAAAACGGGCAUAUAGUUCAGGAGUCUAUAGAAGCCUAUCAGGAGGAGCAGUCCAAUUUUGUUGAAUAUAACUGUAAUAUUGGAUAUGAAUCUGAUGGCCUCAAUAAUUCUAUCUGCACUGAUGGUAUCUGGUCUGAUGUUAACAUAACAUGUACCAGAAUUUCUUGUGGAUAUCCCGGUGAUUUAGUAAAUGGCUACCUAGUGGGAGAGAGCUAUAAAUUCGGUGAUGAUAUAGGUUUUGAAUGUAACUCAGGGUACUCCUUGAAGGGACCUGGGUCCAUAUCAUGUGAAGAAGACGGAAAAUGGAAUGGACUACUUCCUGUCUGUAUCAGGAUCAGUUGCCAACCACCUUCCCUUAUUGAACACGGUUACGUCCAGGAGAAAAGCUAUUUCUUCGGGGAUGAAUUGAACAUCACCUGUGACAAAGGAUUCGUACUCGUUGGCUCUCAAACUGUGAAAUGCGGGAACGAAGGUCUUUGGAGUUCUAAUUCCUCCAAAUGUGAAAGAAUUUCAUGUGGAUCCCCAGGAAAUAUAGAAAAUGGCUUGAGUUUUGGCAGAAGUUACAAAUAUGAGGAUUUCGUUACUUUUGAAUGCAACCCAGGUUAUAAUCUAGAAGGUAGCAGUACCAUCAGAUGUGAUGACAAGGGAAUCUGGUCUCCAUCCAAGCCAAAGUGUGAAAGGAUAUAUUGUGGAGAUCCUGGAGAAAUCGAUAACGGUAUUGCGAUUGGAAAAAAUUUCUAUUACGAAGAUCGAAUAAGGUUUCAAUGCUUGGAAGGCUAUAGUAUGGAUGGAAGCGAACAAAUAGUUUGUAACAAAAAUGGAAUAUGGGAACCGUCCAAACCGAAAUGCACUGGUAUACCAUGUAAAAAUGUCAUAACAAUAGAUAAUGGAAUUCUGAUUGAUCAAAGGGAGAGUUAUAAAUAUGGCGAUGUUAUAUAUUUCAAAUGCGAAGAUGGAUAUAUUAUGCAAGGUCACAAUGAAAGUAUUUGCAAUAAAUUUGGGGAAUGGACGUCAAUUCCAACAUGCUCAGUUAUUCCAACAACGGCUGCUACUACGACGACAACAGAGGUAAAAAUUUGCGGAAAUCCAAUCAAACCAAGCAAUAUGGUGGUAAUUGAAGAGCAGGAUAGCAAUGACAAAUUUGUAGCAGGCACUUCAGUGCAUUUUGAUUGCACUUCGGGGUACAAAAUGGUGGGAGAAAACAUGAUGCUGUGCCUUGAAGAUGGCACUUGGAGUAAUUUACAAGGAGAAUGCGUCAGAAUAUCCUGUGGAUCACCAGGAAUCCUGCAGAAUGGUUUAGUUUAUGGCAACAGCUAUUAUUUCGAAGACAAAGUCGUCUACGAAUGUAACCAAGGUUUCGAUUUAGUCGGUUCAACUUACUCAUCUUGUGCAAGUAAUUCAUCUUGGAUACCCUCCAAGCCAAGCUGUAUUGCUAUAUCGACUACAACUAAAGCCACAACCACACCGAAAUCAUCAGUAAUAACAUGUAGAGACCCAAAAAUUCCUGUCAACAUGGUGAAAACAGGAAAUCACGUCAUCUCCAGUUAUUCCCCUGGAAUGUCUGUUAGUUUCGGUUGUGUAGAAGGAUAUAAAAUGUUAGGGAAUAACAUAAUUCGGUGCACAAGAUCUGGAAGAUGGACGCGAUUGCAAGGAAAAUGUAGAAGAAUAUCCUGCAGACAGCCCGAAGUAUCAAAACGAACCAAAAUAAUAGGAGAAUCUUAUCUAUACGAAGAUAUUGUUACCAUUGUCUGCAGCAAUGGUGCAAAAUACGAGCUCAAAUGUACGAAGGAGGGUGUUUGGGAAGGUCCAAGGGAUGAUUCAUGCUGAUGGAAAUCAAUA